This is a messenger RNA of Epinephelus lanceolatus (giant grouper), 3533 nucleotides long. It is a transcript of the gene mtx3, whose product is annotated as metaxin 3. The record is from RefSeq and is a predicted model, not a curated record. Gene Ontology annotation, biological process: mitochondrion organization. Gene Ontology annotation, cellular component: SAM complex; cytoplasm. Lineage: Eukaryota; Metazoa; Chordata; Actinopteri; Perciformes; Serranidae.
AUGAACCAAAACAUGGCGGCUGCCAUGGAGCUGAGAUGCUGGGGAGGAGACUGGGGUUUGCCUUCUGUCCACAGCGAGUCUCUCAUAGUUCUGGCAUACGCCAAGUUUUCAGGUGCAAAAAUCACAGUUUCUCCCAUAGACUGGACAUGGAAAACUCUAACAGGGACAGUCCCAGAGUUGCUGUGUGGAGACUCUACAGUUCAAGAACCUACACAGAUUCUCAACUUUCUGAGGAAACAUAGGUUUAAUGCAGACUAUGAGCUUUCAGCCAGACAAGGAGCAGACACAAUGGCAUACAUCGCUCUGCUUGAAGAGAAACUACGACCAGCUCUGCUGCACACAUUUUGGGUGGAUGCAGAAAACUACGCCAAUCUGACACGGCCAUGGUUUGCCUCUCGCUCGCCUUUCCCUCUUAACUUUCUCGUUCCUAAUCGCCAUGCCAACAUUGCCCUCUCCCGCAUCCUUCUAACCAAAGGAGAGGCGCCACUGCACAGAAUCACUGAGGUAGAGGGAAAGAUCUACAGUGAUGCUAAAGAGUGCCUGAAUCUCCUCUCCUACAGACUGGGAACGGCAAACUACUUCUUUGGCAACUCGCCGACCAGUCUGGAUGCCUUUGCAUUUGGUUUUCUGGCUCCAAUUUACAAAGCGGGUCUCCCCAGCAGUCCUCUGCAGAGCCACCUCAGACAGCUGGACAACCUCACAAGCUUCUGUGACAACAUCCUCGCAGUCUACUUCAGCUCGGACCACCCUUGUCCUCCUCCACCUGUUCAGGAAACAAUGGAUGCCAACCUGCAGAAACUAACUCAGCUUGUAAACAAAGAGUCCAACUUGAUAGAGAAGAUGGAUGACAACCUUCGCAGCAGCCCUCAGCACAAACCCCACAGACCAGACCCCAAACCCAGUCUGGCCAGUGAGAAAAACUCAACUCCUGCCUAACCCCUGACCUGUCAACCCUGAUCCAGCCUUAUGAUCGGAGGAGGAACAGCCUGUAGAUGAAAGGUGCAGUUCUGAAUCUGACUCAACGUCCUCAAAUAAAAAAAUGUUAUCCAGCUGAACUAUAGUUUGAAUGGAAAAUAACCUAAUAAUUAAUGGAAUGACUAUAUAAUUAUCAAAGAGACUAUUUUACAGAAGCGUAAUGAUGAUAGAUUUCAAAGAUGCUGGUCUGAAAGAGAAGGAAAAGUGCAUGUGUGAGGAUUUUUAAAAAGGUUGAGCGCAUGUAUGUGGUUAUGGAUGGAAUGCUAUGAAGUGGUGUUUAAUGAGGAAAAAGCAAAGUUCAAAGGAAAGCUGAAGGAAAUGAAAAGUCCAGCAGGGAAAAGAAGUGGUGAUGUUUGACCUCUGGAUGGACCACUUAACCUCUUCUUCCAUUUGUUUUCUGUAAGAUAGAUAUAUUUUAAGUUCAAGUUUUUUGGUUUUCCCUCACUCUACAGUUGAUGCACCGUAGGAAACAUAGAAACAUCCUCACCAGUUUCAUGAGGAUUUUGAUAUUUGUUAAAGCGGAAAUAGAUGACAUAUCAACUUUCCCCCCUCAUCGCUUUACGUUUUCCUCAAAGCCUAUAACUACCAACGACACAAAGCACACUGCAUUUUGUUUUUCACAGUUACUUCUGUAUAAAUUGAGCCUUCAUUUUUCCAGGAGCUCGUACCCAGUGGCCGACAGAAUUGCAUAGUGAAAGCAAUGCUAUAGGUGGUGCAGGAAUGAGUCCUUAAACCUGGAAAUGAAUUAGCAUUAUUGCAUUCCUGGUUCCCUCGUCUGAAAGUCAGUGGGUUAUUUGAAUGGAUUUUUUUUAGAUGCCUGAAAUAAGGUCUGUGGUUAACAGUUAACACAAGUAUAAGAUAUAAGAGAUAGAGUACAUCAGUAAAUACCCUACUCGUGAAUUUUGAAGCCUUUCGGGAGCUUAAAAAAAGUUUGCCACAGCAGAAUGUCAUCACAAGGAACACGGCUGUACAGCCUUGUUUUGGUGUUGAAGUUAAGUCAUGUGACCGCGGUGUAGUUUGUUUAUAGCCUAACGUUAGCUUGUUACCUCUGACGAUUGUAUUUAGCUUUCAAAAAUUAUGAAAGUGGUGUUCAUUUGUGACGAUUACCUUGCUGAACACACCCUGUAAGCAUCAUAAACUUUUGUUUUUUUCUGCAAUAAUGCAAAAUCCAAUGGAAAAAUGCCAUUGACUUUUUGACGAGGGAGCCAGGGUGACGCUAACUUCCACAUCAGCCUAAAGAAAAACACCAUCCCUGCAGAACUGUAUUAGGGAACCAGUCUAAACAGCAAUGGGGUCAUUAUUUUUUAGCCACUACAUCAUGCAUUCAACAUUUACUUCAUUAUCAUAAGUUAAAGCAAAAAAACGUGUGUAUUUACACUUUAAAGAUACACUGAUACUAAGAUAGUACAGUGUUGUGCUAAAGCACCUAGAUUUUUUUAGUUGUGUUUCUCCAGUUUAUAAAUCUGUGUCUUCUCAUGGAGGACCUCAGAUCCUUCAGCAGCGCUCUGAGCGUACGUCCUUCCUCAAGUCCACUGUAAAAACAUUCUGUAAAUUCUAAUUUGAUUUAGUGUAAUGUACAGUAUGUAUGCAGUCAUGACUAUAAGGAUAUUAAUCCCUUAUUUUGCUUUGCUCUCACCUCCUCGGCUUUGUAUAGCUUGUAUAGUUGUAAAUAUUUUCAUGGUUAAAAUCAAUGCAGUUUACUGGUGGUUUCCUCUGAUAGGGCUGAUCAGCUUCUUCACAAUCUUUGCUAGAUAUACUGAGGUAAUAGAAGGGCCUUACACACUGUAUAGACAUAUUCAUGCAAAAUAUGAGGGACUAAUUUUAGUGUGUAUGUAGGACUAUCAGAAACCAGUAUGUCUCGCAGUUUAAGAUAUUGUGUCAUUAAUAAUCCACUUGCUGUUGUUGCCAUGGGUUUCCACAAUCAAUCUUGUACAACGUUUAUUUUGUUGGUUUUUCUGCCGUGUUUUCAUUUGCUGUGCCUAUUUAACAGUCAACUUGUUGAAAGUUAAGUGUCUGUCCCAUUUGGGAAUGUCUCAUUAGCUGCCUUUUUAUUUUUACUGUCUGAAUUUCUGGAAUUAGACAGUGAAAUGAGUUGCCACUUUUUUUCCCCUUUUACUGUCAUGUUGCCUAAUAUCCUCACAGCUCAUACAUUGCCUAACUGUGUCUAAUCCAUGUGAUUACUUUCAUUAUUUCUCUGUGUCUAGAAGUAUUAAUACUUACUACUUGUUGCAACUUCCAGAAAUAACUUCAUGGUUACAUUCCCUUUAAAGCACCAUAUCCUGAAACAAAAGCAUUCAUAUGUGUGUGUGUGUGUGUGUGCUGCCAGUUACAAAACGCUGUUGGACAACAAACAGGCUUGUGAGGACCAUAUGGGUGCAGUGUGUGCCUUCAUGACUGCUGGUGUCUUUGUACACUUGUCAGAAUAUGACCAGUGUCCUUCAUAAUUUUGAUACAUUGCCAUAAAUUAUCUUUGUCACUUCUGUUACUGUUGUUCGUCCUCUGCAGAUAGUUGGAAACAACUGUCGUCAUGUUAUUGAAAUACAAAUAUGAUAAUCCAA